UCGUCUAAUUUUUGAAUAGGCACCUUGAGCUUUUAUUUUGACAUGGUGCACUUGACUCUCAGCAGGAAGUAGUUUAGCGUUGCUGAUUCUUGCCAGCAUCACGCUGUACCAGUUGAGAGUGCACUUGCUUCUCUGGAAGUGGGAUAGGCUUACUUGUCUUCGAAGGGCGAUUUGAACGAGUUCAGACUGCACGUUGGUAGUGAUUAACCGGCAUGUGGAACAGCGCAUAGAAAAGAAGAUUUAUUACAAAGCCGGGUUUAGUUGCUUUUUGUCCUUAUUUAGUAAGAGACGUAAUUUUACUUUAUCUACUCGGGGAUCUACUGGUGAUUUCAAGAUGGUCUGCGGUGGCUUCACCUGCUCCAAGAACUCCCUCUGCGUCCUCAACAUACUCUAUAUAAUGGUGAGUUUGAUGCUGAUUGGAAUUGCAGCUUGGGGAAAAUUCUUUGGCCUAGUCUCCAGUCUUCAUGUCGUUGGUGGAGUAAUAGGAGUUGGAAUCUUCCUAUUUAUUGUAGCACUUGUUGGACUAAUUGGUGCCAUGAAACAUCACCAAGUGUUGCUGUUCUUUUACAUGAUCAUUCUUUUUAUGGUGUUUGUGGUUCAGUUUUCAGUGUCUUGUGCUUGCCUGGCACUCAACAAAGAUCAGAUGAACCACCUAUUAGACGCUGGAUGGGAAAAUUCUAAAACAACUCAACAAGAUAUAGAGAAAUCUUUAGAUUGCUGUGGCUAUAGCACCUUUAAUUCAACCCUGCUUUGCCCUGCUCCUUGCUAUGAGACUGGGCAAUGCCAAUCCUGUUCCUCAAAAAUUCAGAAACAUGCAGAGGUAACUUUGAGAUAUGCAGGAGGUGUUGGAUUGUUCUUCAGUUUCACUGAGAUUUUAGGAGUGUGGCUUACAUACAGAUACAGAAAUCAGAAGGAUCCACGGUCAAACCCGAGUGCAUUUCUGUGAUUCAAAUUAUUAAAAAUCAUGAAUGUGAUACUGCACUAUACAAACAGUCAUGGGGAGAUUUUUCUUUCAGUUUACAGCAUUCACUGUUAUUAACUAGGAUGGUACUUUCCAUUGCAUUUAAGUUGCAAUUAAGUAAGCAAAGUAUUUCUCAUUGGAGAAUCUUGGUACCAUAACCUGUAGAAGUGCAGUUAUUGUGAAUAUACUCACUUUAACUAAUAUUCUCAUUCACUAUGUUCUCUUGUUUUUUAAGUUCUGUUAUUCACUAGCAUUGGUGUUGUGAACACUAAAGAAAUCACUUCCAAUUUCCAUAUUAAGUGUAUUAUUGAACCUUUUUUAAUGCAGCUUCCUCCUAGCAUACUUCACAAAGUGUAAUACACUAUAGGUGAAGGUAUAGUGAUUUAUUUGAUUGGUUUUCUAAGAACUCAUUUAGUUGAAUAUUUGAUGUAUUUAAGGUAUGAGUAGAAUUUUUUUCUGUUUAGAAAAGCCGCAAAAAAAUAUGAUACUUAAUAAUGGUAAAAAAAAACUACAAGAAUGGCAAUAGGGCUGUAAAGGCCUGCAAGCUGAUGUAUGUGUUACACUUUUUUUUUUCUCAACAUUUAAUGCAAAUGCGAACAAUACGUCAGGAAUCAUUACCUUAAAAUAUUUUGUAAUUCCUUGAAGAAGCUAUCAAGUCAUUUGAUAAGGAUUGUUAGAUAAUUUUGUUUUUGAAUUUAUGCAUUAAUAAAAUUGUAAAAUUAAAAUAGUUUAACUUUGUAUUAUAAAUCCUACUUGAUAAAUGCCUGUAUUCAGAGUUUUUGAAUGUUACUAGUCCAGUGACCUGGUUAAAUUGGAUGAAUGUGUUUGUAUAAAUUUAAGAAAUGCAAUGAUUUAAUGUGUAAAAUAAUGUAAAAUAUUAAAUAAUUGGUUCUGUUUUACACUUGAUGUUUUUUGUUCUGCCUACUCAGUAUUCUGUGAAUAUUUUUGAUCUGUGACUAAUGUUGCACCAUUUUAAAAUUUUUGUUAUUAUAGUGUGCUUUACAUUUGUUGCUUGAAUAAUUGCAAAUGUUAGGAUUAGUGGACUCGUAAUUUUCAACUCACUCUGUAAGUGAUUAAAACAAAUCUCAAAUUUCAAUAAAUAAUUCCAGUAGAAUA
Polypterus senegalus (gray bichir) is the source of this 2077-nucleotide messenger RNA. It is a transcript of the gene tspan13a, whose product is annotated as tetraspanin 13a. Bases 335 to 946 code for a protein of 203 amino acids. The transcript is spliced from 6 exons. The record is from RefSeq and is a predicted model, not a curated record. NCBI's taxonomy places the organism in Eukaryota, Metazoa, Chordata, Cladistia, Polypteriformes, Polypteridae. Gene Ontology annotation, cellular component: membrane.